UUUGAAAAUAAUAAUUUAAUUAUAUUUAAUUAAAACAAGAGUCUUAAUUCUUCAAAUUCCUUGUUUUAGUUUAUAAACAUUUCUCAAAACAGUUCUGUGCUAUCUUGUCAUUGUUCCAUAUGAAUGGUUCAUUCAGAUAAAAUAUUAAAAACAACCAUGGCAGAUGAUUAUGAAUCUGACUUCGAUACAGCAUCCACAGCAAGGACAUCGCCUACCAAAUCAUUAACUUUACCUUACGGAAGUUCUCAUCAUUGUUUUACUCGCUCAUAUGGAUUCUACUCAGCUAGGACACCUUCUUCAGCUGCUAGUGAAAAUCCUGGAAAGAAGUAUCUUAAAUCUUCAUUUCCAGACCUAAUAGACACAUUAAAAAGCCACACAAGACCAAAACUGAAAAGGGAAAUAUCCACACCUGAAUCUCAUGAAGAAAUUAAGAAUAAAAAAGAUGAGAAGAGACUUACAUUUGGCGAGGAAAUACGUCGAAGAAACGAGAGUCAAUGGCUGAGGAUAGAAGAUGUUGUCAAGGACACAAUGGAAAGAUACGAUGAUUAUUGUAAAAAGCUGACCAUCAAAAAUGAAGUUCAACAAAAGGAAAUUCAGGAAAAAAACCAAAAACAGAUAAAGAUACUUGAAAAAAUGGAAGAAAAGAAAAAAUCGGAUAAUAUGAAACAAUCAUCAUAUGCAAGAAUAUGGAAUCACCACGCUAAAAUGAGAGAAUUAGCUGAAAAGUUAUACGAGGAGAAAUUAGAGAGGGAGCAGAUAAGGCAUGCUAGAUAUAGGAAAAAGGCAAGUUAA
Mytilus trossulus (common blue mussel) is the source of this 792-nucleotide messenger RNA. RefSeq names its product calponin homology domain-containing protein DDB_G0272472-like. The transcript has 5 exons. Bases 124 to 792 code for a protein of 222 amino acids. The record is from RefSeq and is a predicted model, not a curated record. NCBI's taxonomy places the organism in Eukaryota, Metazoa, Mollusca, Bivalvia, Mytilida, Mytilidae.